UAAGUGCUCCAUAACAUUACCUGUCAACAUCCCUGUAUUCAUCCCGAUUUCAUGUCAUGCAUUUUGCUUUCAGGUUUUUUCUGCCUGGGUAGCGAUUCAACCCCUCUCCCGUGCCCAGAAGGCACCUUUCGCUCAACAGGAAGGUCUCCCUCCCAUUCGUGUGUGGCCUGCCCUGUGAACUUCUUCAAUGCUAAGCUGGGCCAAGCAGCUUGCUUCCCAUGUGGCUCGGAGGCUGUGCAGCCCAAGGAAGGUCAAAGAACGUGUGUCUGCCUUCGGGAAGGCCGAGUGUUCCAGCCUAGUGAUGCCCAAUGCCCGUGCGCCCCUGGGUAUAAAAGCCCUAUAGAAGACCGGAGAUGGGACUGCGUCAAGCAGAUGUAUGACAUCUGUAGAGAUGGUGCUGUCCGGAACGAAGAGGGGCAAUGCUUAACUCAGGAAGGAUGGCGCCACUACUGCUCAGACAAGGUUUGUGCUCUCCCCAAAGAUUAUCAGGGAUACGACAAAGUUCUUGGCCUCUGCCUUUGCCAAGCGGACAACCUGGACAGUCUGUGCAACCGCCUGUGCCGAAGACGACAAAGGAGAAUUUUCCAAUUUGUCAGUGAAAAAGAAUCAGCCCAAUUUUCUUUGGCCUUCAGAAAUGGGAGCCAGCUUGACGUUUUAUUGGAAGAGAUAAGAGCGUCGCUGCAGCUGUUAGAUUUCCACACACUAAAUGGGUGCACCUCGGAGGAGAACAAGAAAUCGUGCCCUGUAUACGUGGUAAAAACAAGUGCAUUGCUGGACGGAAGAGGUUUCACUGGGGUCCCAACGGUGGAAUUCAAACAGCAGUGCCCUUCCUGA
Molecule: messenger RNA, 834 nt
Organism: Podarcis muralis (Common wall lizard)
Lineage: Eukaryota; Metazoa; Chordata; Lepidosauria; Squamata; Lacertidae
Source: RefSeq, a predicted model, not a curated record